AUGAUAUUCAGUGUGAAAAGAGUUAUUGCUAUUCACAGUUGUAAAGGUGGAGUCGGGAAGUCCACUAUCGCAGCCUCUCUUGGUCUACAUUUAGCUUCCAAGGACUUUAAAAUCGGACUUUGCGACCUAGACAUCUGUGGGCCAAGUCUUUCUGAACUUUUGUCAGUAGACAAAACUCCAGUUUGCUGGUCAAGUCAUAAAGGUGUCGAAAAAAAUGCAAGGAUCGAAUACGAUGCGAAUACAGAUGAUAUGGACAUUUUUUCGACUACAGAUACUACAAAAUGUGAAUGUAAUAUAGAUUCUAAAUCCAAAAAUGUACAAGAUACCACCAAAAUAGACAUGCCAAGCUGCGAAUGUAGCCAUGAGGAAUCUACGCAAAUGGCAUCAGAUUCUACAAACGGUAGUGGAAUACAACUUUUAGAACCAAAAACUGUCUACGGUAUGAGAAUAAUGUCAUCAGAGUUCCUCCUUUCCAAAGGGAAUCCGGGAUAUUCUGCUUAUAGAGGACCAAUUAUAGAUCAGUUGUGUUAUGAAAUGGUCUAUAGAACGAAUUGGGGUAACCUAGACUUCUUGGUAUUAGACCUACCACCUGGAACUAGUGAUGUGAUUAUAAGCCUAGUGGAAAACAUAACCAUAAGCGGGGCUAUAAUAGUGACAACUCCGCAUGUACUUAGUUAUAAUGAUGUGAUAAGGGGAUUGAGAUUAUUCAGAGAUUUGGAUAUUCCAAUUCUGAGUAUGGUGGAAAAUAUGUCAUUUUACAAGUGUGAUUCGUGCUCCUCUGAAAAGUAUAUUUUUGGGAAAUCAAAAGUGGAGGCUAUUUGUAAAGAAAAUAUGAUCGAUAACUUUGUAAAAAUUCCUCUAAUUGGUACUCCAGAUUUGGAAAAGGUAGCAGAUGAACCUAUGGACCCUGUAACUACAAAUGCUACCUAUACACCGUCGCUCAAAAAUAUUCAAAUGAUUAAUGACUAUCACGACUACGCUUCCGUUCAAAAAGCUUUUGAUAAAAUCGUUGACCACCUCAAAAAUACAGCCUCUUUUAUUUACAAAACAAACUACCAAUUGAACAGGAAAAACUUAACCGAUCCUAAUUUGUCAUGUAAGGUUCGGGAGGAUUUGACUGGUAGACUGUAA
Theileria equi strain WA is the source of this 1131-nucleotide messenger RNA. RefSeq lists its product as hypothetical. Gene Ontology annotation, molecular function: ATP binding; ATP-dependent FeS chaperone activity; 4 iron, 4 sulfur cluster binding. The record is from RefSeq and is a predicted model, not a curated record. Lineage: Eukaryota; Apicomplexa; Aconoidasida; Piroplasmida; Theileriidae. The transcript has 5 exons. The coding region runs from base 1 to 1131 and encodes 376 amino acids. Gene Ontology annotation, biological process: iron-sulfur cluster assembly.